CAGGCUCCUCUCCCUACGCAGCACUUAGAGCAUUUUCGGCCAAUGACGGGCAUGUCCCUCCAAACGACUCCGGGGAGCCUUCGCCGGUGGCUGUCGACGCGAACUUGGAUGGCGACAUCUCGGGUAGUCAACAGUGUGAUCCAGUACGUCUGGUUCUCAAUCUUCUCGGGCUAGGCUGCCGCCUUCAUGUACCGUUCUGCAAAUGACCAAUUCCUCAAGCCCAGAUAAGCGCAUCAGAUCGUCAUGUUGCAUGCUACAAGAUGAUGGGGCGGCGAGCAGAUGCACAAGCUUUGAUGGAGGGACCGCUGUUGUUUGAGGGGUGGCCCCAAACCUUUCCUUUCCGCAGAGGAGCGCUCUUCUCGUGUCCCGCUAUUCUUCUCAUUAUUACGUGGCACCAUUAGAUCAGAUCCGUUGGGUCUCUUGGUUGCAAUGCCCCGAAGCACGGUUCUAAUACUUGCGGUGCUUUCCGCGUUUGCCAACGCCAUACCCCAGUCUCACAGGCCGCGCUCGUUGCUCUCGUCGAGACAGGCGAACGGAGUCCCCGAUAACUCGGUGUUCUUGAGAAGAGCACACCACGCCUCUGCUGUGCUGAACGGCCGCGUGUACAUUGACGGGGGAGAGUUCUCCUAUCAGGACAAAGAUGGCGUUGCCUACGAGUACUGUACGACCGGCUCCUCCUUGGCGUCCGUCUAGGGCUGAAUUACUGACAUA
Molecule: messenger RNA, 711 nt
Organism: Thermothelomyces thermophilus ATCC 42464
Lineage: Eukaryota; Fungi; Ascomycota; Sordariomycetes; Sordariales; Chaetomiaceae
Exons: 2
Coding region: 430-693 (87 amino acids)
Source: RefSeq, a predicted model, not a curated record